AGGUGUCUCCGCGCUUUUGGAUACUCUUGUGUUUUUGGGCACUCUUUUUGAGCACCGAGGCUGUGAGCUGCUCUUUUCUGAGCAGCAGAACUGGAUUUCCUGAAGGGUGAAUUACCAUGACGACAGAGCCAAGUUCAGAGUUAGAAGCCAAGCCGGAGCAGCAGGGGGCUGGCGCGGCUCCGCCCCACACAGCCCCGCCCCUCGACGACCAGCUUCCACCUGCAGCUGCCCACAGCACGCCAGUUAGAAAAGAACAGAACGGGGCAAGAGAGGCGGGAGGUGUCCCACAGGGGAAACCGGAUCACCAGGUGGCCGAGGACGACCUCACCUCCCACAGGUCCUCCUCCAGCAAGCUUUCCAGGUCUCCAGUCAAGGUGACCAAGAAGCCCAAAAACAUGCAGUGCAAAGUCACACUCCUGGAUGGCUCGGACUACACCUGCGUGGUGGAGAAACGGGAUAAAGGCCAGGUGCUUUUUGACAAAGUCUGUGAGCAUCUGAAUCUUCUGGAGAAGGACUACUUUGGUAUUACAUUCCGUGAUGUAGAGAAUCAAAAGAACUGGCUGGACCCAGCCAAAGACAUGAAGAAGCAGAUCAGGGGAGUUGCCUGGAAUUUCUCCUUCAAUGUGAAGUUUUAUCCUCCAGACCCCGCUCAGCUCUCUGAGGACAUCACAAGGUAUUACCUGUGUCUACAGUUGAGAGAUGAUGUUGCGUCUGGUCGUCCCUGCUCCUUUGCCACACACACAGUGCUUGGUUCAUACACAGUCCAGUCAGAGCUGGGAGAUUAUGAUCCAGAUGAAUAUGGCACGGAGUACGUCAGCGAGUUUCGUUUUGCCCCACACCAGACCAAGGAGCUGGAAGAGAAGGUCAUGGACCUCCACAAGAACUACAAAGGGAUGACGCCAGCUGAGGCUGAAAUGCACUUCCUGGAGAAUGUGAAAAAGCUGUCAAUGUAUGGCGUCGACCUCCAUCAUGCCAAGGAUUCAGAGGGGGUGGAGAUCAUGCUGGGUGUGUGUUCCUCCGGCCUCCUCAUCUACCGUGACCGCCUGCGCAUCAACAGGUUCGCCUGGCCCAAAGUCCUGAAGAUCUCCUACAAGAGGAAUAACUUCUACAUCAAAAUCCGACCUGGAGAGUUUGAGCAGUUUGAAAGCACAAUCGGCUUUAAGCUCCCCAACCACAGAGCAGCAAAGAGACUCUGGAAAGUUUGUGUGGAGCACCACACUUUCUUCAGGUUGGUGUCUCCAGAAACUCCUCCUAAGAAGUUCCUGACCCUUGGCUCCAAGUUCCGCUACAGUGGCAGAACCCAGGUCCAAACGAGACGGGCCAGUUCACAGAUAGUUCGCCCAGCUCCUUACUUUGAGCGUUCUACAAGCAAGCGCUACACCAUGUCCCGCAGCCUAGAUGGAGAGAUGGGCACUGCAUUGUACGGGGCUGCAAAAGGCAUCGCAAUGAGUGACCUCAUCACCACAGUCACACCAGAGAAGAAGGCAGAGGAGAAGAAAGCAGAGGAAGCCUUGGUGCUUGUAGAAAACGUUGUUGUGGUGGAAGAAGAGGACGAGACGACGAAGGUUACAGAGGUUUCACAGCCAAGUCCACCAACUCCUGUUCGACAGGACACAAGGACUGAUUUCACAGACACUGCUAUCGAUGGUGAAUUAACAGCCACUGAGUCAGACCAGGAGGAAGAGUCUGAAAUAAGGACACAGGAGGUGGAGAAAACGCCUGAUGAGCUGCUCAAACACCAGACCAACAUUAGUGAGCUGAAGAGGACUUUCCUGGAGGGAGGUGUCGAUAAGUCAGGCCUGACGGAGUGGGAGAAGCGCCUUUCUUCAUCCCCUCUGCGAUCCCCCCGGCUGGACGAGGCCCCUAUGAUUGAACCCUUAGUGCCUGAGGAUACCAAAGAGGAUUCAAAAGCAGUGGGUGAGAAAGAGGAGGCUGCUGGAGGAACAGAAGCACAGGAGAGCCUGGAGGACAGGAAAGUUGAUGUGGAGUCUGAUGGGUGGGUAAUUAUAAACAAGGUUCCUCCUAAGGUCCCUGAAAAGAAAAACAUAGUCAGCUACAAACUAGUGGGCAUUACUAGCACUGUAACUGCCGACGAGGCUCUGGGUGACAUAUCGCUUAAACCUCCUGAGGAAGCUGUGGAGAAGGCAGUGGCAGUGGGAGAAGAGAUUGGCAAGUCCUACGACACCACCUCGGGAAAGAUCGUUAGCGUGACCACAGAUACUGAGCUCCCAUCCCCGUUGCUCACAGCAGAGAAGAAGCUGUCAGACCAGACCACCACUGCGGCUGUGAAGAUUAUUCCAGUUUCUGCUGAGUAUGAGGCUGCAGUCCUCAAAGCUACCGAAGCCAUAACAGCACCGGUGAUCACCAUUAAAGAAGCCAGGACCCCAUCUCCCUCAGAGCCUACAGAAGGCGUUGUGAGGACGGUGGUGGCCAUCCGUUCCAGUGAGGAAAUCGGAGAGACGAAGAGGGCGGAGAUCAGGUUGCUUACAGACCCUUCACUGAGGGACGGUGCCCCUCCUACACCAAGAUCUCCUCUCAGGUCCCCACUGAGAUCUCCACUUAAAUCUCCUCUCAGAUCUCCAGCGAAGAUGCCGAUGGAUCUCAGCACUGGACCAAGCUCCUAUCUAACCAAAACCUCCCCAACAGCCAGAGUGCCUAAGCCCACGUUCGAUGAGAUGUCUCCAGAGCUCACUGCUCUGCUGCAGUCUGCUCGUGAACAGAUCAGCACGCGCAGCUGGGUUUCGACCUCUCCAACCACCGUGCAUACUCAGGCCUUCUUUAAGACCUCUAAAGGUCCAGAGAGGACAGCAGAUACGCAGAAGCUUCUGGAAAAAGAACAGCCAAAGGACGAGGAGCAGACAGCUGAUAAGCAGCAGGAUAAAUCAUCAGAACAGUCACAGCUGUCCUCGCUGCUACAGACAGAGGUUGUAACCUUCAGCGGUGCAUUGUCGGAUACAGAGAGGCUGGUGACACGGGAAAUGCCAGUAAUCCACACGGAAAUGAAGACCAUAACAUACGAGGCCCUGCAGGGUGACACGGAUGGCGACGCAGAGCCAGGGAUUCUAAUGAGUGCUCAGACCAUCACAUCUGAGACCACCAGUACAACCACCACUACACAUAUCACUAAGACUGUGAAAGGAGGCAUCUCAGAAACAAGGAUUGAGAAGAGGAUUGUUAUCUCGGGGGACGCAGACAUUGACCACGAUGAGGCCCUGGCUCAGGCCAUUAAAGAAGCCAAAGAGCAGCACCCCGACAUGUCAGUGACCAAAGUAGUGGUUCACAAAGAGACUGAAAUCACACCAGAAGAGGGCGAGGAGUGAUGAAGGAUUAGUGCCUCUUCUCACUUCCCGGAGAAAUCUUGCGUGUACACCUUGCAGAAUGAAGGACGCUUUGGAGAAGUCGCCCAUGGAAACAACACCACAAACAAACCAAUGGAUACACUUCAUCUGAGCACCGCUGGAGUAACCUCUCACACACACACACACACACACUCUACAACACACGCUUACUGAACUACCGGGCAGCCUGGUCCAGCAUUGGAUCACUGAUAUUGCAUGACAAGGGAACAACUGCUUUUUUUUUGUAAAGAGAACAAAAGAUAUAUAUACCUUUUAGGACAUACUCUAUGACAACGGUGUAAAUUUCAGUCUACCCUGCGUGCUCCUCCUAAAGGGAGAAGAAUGUAUGUGACAAGAAUUUUGAAAAUAGUACUGGUACAAGUACCUGCAUUUUAUUUAUUAGAAUACUGCUCAAUGCGAAAAAAUAAUAAUAAUACUAGACUAUCCGUAUGAGCACACAGUAUUUAACCAUGCAAUAGGUGUGCUGCUCACGCCGCCAGUCACCACGUCUUGGUCCUGUCACCCCUCUCCUGCCUCUGAUGUGCUCCAUGUUGAACGUACUUCAUAUGAUUGAGAAUAUGAAUGAUGCACCCAUUGCUUUGUAGACCAUGCAUAUUAGAAAGAAACAUGUUGUUUUUACUUGAAUUAUGUGUACAUUUUUUAUGUUUUACCCUUAAAUUUACUGACUGAAAGGCAAUGUGGGGACUUUUCACUGUCUGUUUUGUUUGCUUUUUUUUCCAAGAACGAAGACUGGCACUGUGACCACAUUUGUCACUAUUCAGAGUCUAAGUGACUGCUGCCCAACGUCACAUUUUUAAGUCAUUUCCCAAAUUGUCCAUGCCUAGAGUGGCAUACCUGAGCCUUAAAAUGUAUAAACUGGAUAUAAUAUCUGAAACAUCUCCAGUUAUGUGUGUUUGUGCCCUUGUUUUAUUAUUAUUAUUAUUAGUCAUUUGCCUGUGUGUUUUUUAAACCACCAUCCUGUCAUACGCUGCAGUCCAUGUUGAAAGUGUUUACCACAUGAGCUCAAAUAAAAUGGCAAAUAUAUUUGA
Molecule: messenger RNA, 4387 nt
Organism: Colossoma macropomum (tambaqui)
Lineage: Eukaryota; Metazoa; Chordata; Actinopteri; Characiformes; Serrasalmidae
Gene: epb41l3a
Product: erythrocyte membrane protein band 4.1-like 3a
Biological process (GO): cortical actin cytoskeleton organization
Cellular component (GO): cytoskeleton; plasma membrane
Molecular function (GO): structural molecule activity; actin binding
Source: RefSeq, a predicted model, not a curated record